Messenger RNA from Synchiropus splendidus (mandarinfish), 1284 nucleotides. RefSeq names its product chromosome 7 C12orf43 homolog (gene c7h12orf43). The transcript has 6 exons. Bases 32 to 739 code for a protein of 235 amino acids. Lineage: Eukaryota; Metazoa; Chordata; Actinopteri; Syngnathiformes; Callionymidae. The record is from RefSeq and is a predicted model, not a curated record. Gene Ontology annotation, biological process: Spemann organizer formation; Wnt signaling pathway; negative regulation of Wnt signaling pathway.
GCCUCUGCUCCAAACAGAGAGCACGUGUUUCAUGAUGGCCGCUGCAAAGAUGCGUGCAGAGUCGAGCAGCAGCAGCAGCGACGAUGAAGUGUUGAAAAGAUGCAGGGAAGCCGUGUGGGAGACAGACCUGACCAAAGACGUUGACAAAGUAAAGGGGUCGAAGCGACUUGUCGUAUCCAAACAUGAUCACGAUGGGAAUGAGCUGCAGGUCACAGAGGGCUUUCAAACUCACGUUGCCAAAAAGCUCAGCCACUUCCUUGACAGUCACAUUUCAGAGUUGCCGUUUGAAACUUCCUCUGUGGUGAAACCAACCACGUCUGGUGAUGAAGAAGCAUUUCGCUUGUUCUCCACGUCGGUGCCAGGUCAGAAAGUCGAGGAUCCUCCAGCUCCAGUGCGUCGACGUCCUGUGCCCAGCUCCAGUGACAGCGACAGUGAGAUGGAACUGAGGUUCAAAGAGGCUGCCCUAUCAUACGAAGACCUCGUGCCUCAAGCUUCACUUCCUGACCAACAUACUUGUCCAACAGAAGAGCCCGUCAACACAGAAGUAGUUAAGAAAAAGAAGAAAAAGAAAAAGAAGAAAAUGUCUGAGGGGGAAGAGGAAACGCAUGUCGGACAUGAACAAGACAGCUUGAGAGCGUCUCAAAAUUCACACAAUAACAAUGUCCACUCUGAGCAGGAGCAGACAGACAUCAAACGAAAGAAGAAGAAGAAGAGACAGAAAACAGACAAAGUUGUGUGACCAGCGCUUGUGACAAGACUGCUGCAUCCAUUUGUUAAGAAAACAUUUAAUUGUGUUGUGUGUGCCAGUACAAAGUUUGAAAGAAAGGUUUUCCGUGAAAAUGUCUGCUGUUUAUUACAAGUUUUCAUCAAAACAUGCAAUUUAUAAGAAAAACAAAUAUAUUUUAAUUGAAAAAAAAAUUCAUGUAUUAUGUUGAUUCCUUGGAUUCAUUUUAACAAACAAAUCAGCCCUUGUUCAUGUCAGUCUAAAAUAGUGCUUGAAACAUGGACAGCUCAGGAACAUGAAUUCAAAUCCCGUCCCAUCCGUAUCCUCCCUGGAUUGUCGUAGGUCCAUCUCCUGAGACCAUUCAUGCAGGAAUGUAGGUGCUGAUGUCGGUGGGCGAAGGUGAGAGCAGGUGAGACCGAUGACUUUCUGUUGCCUCUGAGGCAGAAUACAACUCUGGACUCUGAGCAGAACCUAGUGAAAGAUGAGUCAUCAGGUCAGUGACCGGACGUUUGAUUAAAAAAAAAAUCACCUUUUAUGGCUCAACAUUUGUGUAUUUGGAU